Linderina pennispora is the source of this 1592-nucleotide messenger RNA. RefSeq names its product ammonium transporter 1. Gene Ontology annotation, biological process: ammonium transmembrane transport. The record is from RefSeq and is a predicted model, not a curated record. Bases 165 to 1592 code for a protein of 475 amino acids. Lineage: Eukaryota; Fungi; Kickxellomycota; Kickxellomycetes; Kickxellales; Kickxellaceae. Gene Ontology annotation, cellular component: plasma membrane. The transcript has a single exon. Gene Ontology annotation, molecular function: ammonium channel activity.
GAUAACCCUAGACUCUUCCACACGCAGUGCCUUACUCACUCGAGACCUUCUUGACUUUUCCUUCGAAGGAGCGCUGCCUUGUACUUUUUUUUUUCAUUUUAUUUCUCGUUUGAUUUCGCUCUCUUCGUGUGCUUCCUGUACAUCGCAUUUCCAGCCUUUGAGCCAUGACUAGUACCAGCGAUAUUGACAUGGGUGCUACGGUCUGGAUGAUUGCAUCGACUGCUCUAGUGUUCCUGAUGAUCCCUGGCCUUGGCUACUUUUACAGCGGGAUGGUCCGUAGCAAAAAUGCCCUCUCCCUGGUGUUCCUCUGUAUGAUGUCGCUGGCAGUAGUAACCAUCCAGUGGGUGAUGUUUGGCUACUCGCUGGCUCUCUCUGAGACCUCACCCAGCCGUUUCAUCGGCAAUAUGCGACACUAUUUCUUCCUGGACGUCAGCUACGAGCCCCACCCCAAUGCGCCGACCGUCCCCGGCAUUGUCUUUGCCAUAUACCAAUGUAUGUUCGCCGCCCUUGCCCCCGGCCUGGCUAUCGGUGGAGCCGCCGAGCGUAUCCGGAUCCUGCCCACCAUCUUUUACGUGUUUGUGUGGACAACGCUGGUCUACGACCCGAUCGCUUACUGGGUGUGGGCGCCCAACGGCUGGCUGUUCAAGUUUGGCGUCUUGGAUUUUGCCGGCGGCUGUGCUGUUGAGACUGCCUCAGGCUUUGCUGCUCUGGCGUUCUACUUUGUUCUCGGCAAACGCAAGGGCUUUGGCGAGGAAAAGUGGGAGCCACACAACUACCUCAACAUCAUCCUCGGCACAGCCUUCCUGUUCUUUGGUUGGUUUGGGUUCAAUGCCGGUGCUGCUUCCCUGGCAUCGGGCAAGGCCGGAAUCGCCUUUUUGACUACGAUCCUGGCUGGCGCCGUCGCGGGCUGUGUCUGGGUCGCCCUGGCUUACCAUCGCGAACACAAGUUCUCGAGCUUCCAUUUCUGCUCCGGCGCCGUCGCCGGCAUGGUCGGUGUGACACCUGCUGCCAGCCUUGUCAGCACCUGGGCCGCUUUCCCCAUGGGCGCGAUUGUCGGCGUUUGCUGUUUCUUCAUGAUUGAUUUUAACUUGCGUCUCGGCAUUGACGACUGCAUCGACGUGUUUGCCGUGCACGGAAUCGGUGGCAUCCUUGGUGUGUUCCUCACCGGCGUGUUCGCCAACAGCAAGGUUAUUGGGCUUGAUGGCACGGAGUCAUCAGGCGGCCUGAUCAACGGACACGGGAAGCAGCUAUAUAUUCAGCUGGCAGCCUUGGCCGUAUCCGCUGCCUGGUCGUUUGUGCUGUCGUAUAUCAUUUUGACCGUCAUGAACUGGAUCCCGAUGUUCCGCUUCCGUGUUGACCCGGAGCAGGAGGACCACGGAGUGGACUUCGCUGAGCUUGGUGAGGCCGGAUACAAAUUCAUUGACGAAAUUGCAAAGUCCCAUGCCAGUAUGAUGAAUAUCUACCGGUCUGCUACUCCGAGCAUCAGCGAGUCGCUCCAAGAUCCGAGCAAGGAGCGCCCGGUUAUUCGGGAGGUUUACUCAAGGCUUCCUGAAUCUACUACCGACACUUCCAUCCCAAGCGAUACUGCCUAG